This is a messenger RNA of Sebastes umbrosus (honeycomb rockfish), 2428 nucleotides long. It is a transcript of the gene paip1, whose product is annotated as poly(A) binding protein interacting protein 1. Gene Ontology annotation, biological process: regulation of translational initiation. Lineage: Eukaryota; Metazoa; Chordata; Actinopteri; Perciformes; Sebastidae. The coding region runs from base 212 to 1561 and encodes 449 amino acids. The transcript is spliced from 11 exons. Gene Ontology annotation, molecular function: protein binding; translation activator activity; RNA binding. The record is from RefSeq and is a predicted model, not a curated record.
AAGUGGUGGUAGAGUUGUGUGUGAACUGAGCUGCCAGGAGAGAGAGAGGGAAAACAGACAUCAUGAAAGAGAGAUAGGCUGUGUUUGUUAUGAUGAAAACACAAGCCACGCUGAACUAACUAAACAGCAGUCAAACAGCCUCAUUUCUUCAUCUUUGUUCUGUGUAUCCUGAUGCUGCUCUGAGAGACUUGAAGAAGCGGAGCAGCUGAACAUGAACGAGAGUUUCGACCGAGCUCCCGGAGCGGGCAGAAGCCGACAUUAUGCAGCGGAGCCCGGGCUGCUGCUGGAGGAGGACGGAGACAACAACACGACGCUGUUCAACCAGAGAGAGCCGCUGAGGCAGCCGAGGACCACCCCGCCUUUCCCCGAGAACAGCAUGAGCCCUGCUGACUACAUGGUGUCUGGAGAUUUUAAAAGACCGAGCAAACCCCAACAAAGUGCAAAUGCCAACAGUACGUCUGCUUCCAGAGGUUUUAAUGAAGUGGAUUCCUUGGUCAAGUCAUCGAAGCUUUCAGCCAGUGCCCCAGAGUUUGUCCCCGCUGGAAUUAACUCGUAUGAAGACCCCUCUUUUUACGACGAGGACGAAAGCUAUUAUGAACCAACCUUGGCUGAAACGGUCGCAGACUUCCUUGACCACCUGAGCUCCUCGCCAGGGUCCUUUGAGUCGGAUGUUGAACAAAUAACUUGCAUGCUCAACUCCUGGGUUACUACUGAAGAGCUGUUGAACGAGCUGGUGGAACUGAUCUACACACAGUCUACUGCCAUUCCAAACUUCUCCUACACGGGCGCCAGGCUCUGUAACUACCUGUCCCAUCAUCUCAUCGUCAGCCCGCCGAGUGGCAACUUUCGUCAGCUGCUCAUGAAAAGAUGUCAAACAGACUUUGAACGGAGAGACGCAGCCGUUCGAGGAGACCCGGAGACUCAGAAGAAAUUCCACUCCUAUGUGCUCUUUCUGGGAGAGCUCUAUCUCAACCUGGAGGUAAAGAGCUCAAAAGGACCUCCCAAUCGAGCCAAUAUCCUCCUCAUCGCUCUGAAAGACCUGAUGAACAGUCUGUUCUCCAAGCCUGUGGAUGGAAAUCUCAUCUGCGCUGUCAAACUGCUCAAGCUGACAGGCUCGGUCCUGGAUGACGCCUGGAAAGAGAGUGGGAAACCACACAUGGAGGAUCUGAUCCGAAGAAUAGAAACUAUUCUGCUGGAUGCCAAAUGCAGCAGGGACGUCAGACAGAUGCUUCUGAAACUAGUAGAGCUGAGAUCUAGUGACUGGGGCAGAGUCCGUGCUGCUUCAGCAGCCAGCAACGCCACUCCAGACAACGACCCUAACUACUUUAUGAAUGAACCUACAUUCUACACAGAAGAUGGUACUCCUUUUACAGCAGCAGACCCAGAUUAUGCUGAGAAAUACCAAGAGAUCCUGGACAGGCAGGAAUAUUUCCAAGAUAUUGAUGGAGAAAAUGAAAAUGGAAAUGAAAUAUACGAGGACUCUGAAGACGAGAUGGAGCCUGAGAUAGAAGAAGCUUUUGAGCGUUUUUGUUUAGAAUCGGAGAAGAAACGACAACAAUGACGUGAGAGUGAGAAUCUGUGAGACUCAACAGGCACAUACUGUACUGCAUCGGAUAGGUUCAGACUUUUAUUUUACUGCAAACAAGCAUUUUAACUCAAAAAAAAGAGCUGUUCAUAGUUGCACUUCUGACACUUUUUUUCAGUCAGUGUUGAUUAGAAAUGGGGACAAUCAACAGGUUUAAUUGUUCGAGGUAUUAAGAUUUAUUUUUUUGGAAAGUUCUCUUUUUUGAUUUUAAUUAUUUCAAAAUGUAUUUCUUUUAUGCCUAAACUCAACUAAAGAGGGAAAUAGUGUGCUGUGGGUUUCUUUUAGUUCUUUUGUGAAAGGCAGAUUUCAGCAAAAGUGUGCAUAAUUUGUUGAAUACUAAUUAAUGCCCCAUGCAUAACGUACAGGCCAAAAGACUCAGAAAUGUAUCAUCUUCAUGUCAAAUGCACUGUAAAAAGGUAAGGUGGUUGCUUUACUUCAUAAUACAAUGCAUAUACAGCCUUCAUCUUGACUGAAAUAGUGUCAGGUUGCCAAUGUUACAUACUAUAUUCAAGAUGAUUCACCUGUUAAUCUGGCUGCGGUUCAUUUAAGCGGUCAGGAACUCUGUGAAGCGAUAUAGCUGUAAUAAAUACAAAUACUACGAAUAAUACGAUGUGAAUGUGGACAAACGAAACUCUUUUUUUUAAACAUCUUUCUGGGGCUAAAGUCACCAUUUCAGGAAGUACGAAGAGAUAAUAUGUCAGUGUGACACAACGGAUUCAUAGUUAAACCAAGACUGAAAGACUGUUUACCAGCAAUCCAUGGAGCCCAUAAACAGGAAUGUUUCAUAGUUUGUAAAUAUUAUUUAUGGUAUUGUUUGCCUGCAAUAAAUUCUUUAUAAUGUGA